CCAAAGACCUAGCUUGCACAGCUAUCACAAAAUACAACUGCUUAUUAGAGCCUUAUUCACAUUGCUUAACCCUAUAGAAACAACCCUACUUGUGUACUUUCAGCACUUAGAGAGCCAGUCAGAAAAAGGACACUGAAACUUCAAAAAUUCUCUUUUGGGCUACAGGUGAAAUUUCCUUUAUGCCGUCUGAACAUGGUCAUCCAACCCAGGAAAAUGUGGUUGCUAAAUUUUCAUUUUAGAGUUCACUGUCAGAUACCUCUCAAACUGAAGGGCAACCAUCAUCUUUUUUCAACAUGUCAAUAAAUUUCUCAGUGGAAAGGUGAUGAAAGGAAAGGCAAGGAGUCUACUGAGGUGGAACACCACUCAUUGAGCAAUGGAAGAGCUGAUGCUCGUUACAGUCAGCUCAGUGUAACUUAUCAGGCCCUCAGUGACAAACAUUAAAACAAGUGAUUUCCUGAGAACCUGCACCCUUUGCCACCCCCCCUUUUUGGAGGAGUGCUUAGGCUGUCAUCAUCAAAUGGGGUCACAUCCUGGAUAAAUCCAGAAGAGCGGGUUGAUGGAGCAGAGGGGGAUGAGAAUGGAAUUGGCAAGAAGGGUAGAAAGGACUGUGCCUGUCAGAAACUCUGCUCUCUCUGAAGAAGGUUGAAUCCAAAAUCCCUGUGACAAAGGUGAGAAGAUGCUAAAGACAUGGUAUUUUGUCCUGCUCUGUUGGCUGUCCUUGCGGCUUGAAGCUAAUCCUGGUCUUAAAGUGAGGAUUACUCAGAAGGGGCUGGACUAUGGGAUGAGACAAUCUGAGGUAAAGGUGAUGACCAAGAAUUUUCCAAGCUAUCCACAUUGCAGGAGGAUUGGGAUGGAGCUCAUGAAGCAAGCAGUAUUGAAAGAGACCUUCCCAAGCUGGAGCGGGCAGGAGAGUUUGUCAGUUGUUAAGGUCAACUAUGUAAUUUCCAGGCUUAGAAUUAAUGCUGUAGAUUUCCCAGAAACUUCUGCUUCUUUUAUUCCUGGCACUGGCAUUUGUCUGUCAGUGGCACGGGCUUCUGCUACAAUCAGCGCAGACUGGAGAAUGAACGCAUGGCUGCUCAAAGGCAAAGGAGAAAUUACUGUGUCCAUCUCAGGACUGUUUAUUUCCAUUAUCUUCAAUGUGUCACGGGAUAGCACAGGCCACUUGUCCAUGUUGCUACACAAUUGCCAGCUGAGCAUUGGCAGUGUAAAAGUCAAGUUGAGUGGCAGAUCUAGCUGGAUCUACAGCUUUCUCUCUGGUUAUCUUGAGAAGCCCAUUCACACCAAAUUAGAUAAAAAUCUAUGCCUAAAUAUCAAAUACAAAAUCCAAAUGAUGGAUGCACAGCUUAGAAAGCAUAAGGUCUUAAGCCAGAUUGACGCCUUUGCACAAGUAGACUAUUCCCUACUUAGCUCUCCAGCAGUCUUCAAAUCACACAUUAACUUGGAUUUGAAGGGCACGGUCUAUCCAGUAGGUAAUCACACAGACCCUCCCUUUAUGCCAGCUCCAUUUGCUCUCCCAAACCAGGGUGAUUCCAUGAUAUACCUGGGAGUCUCCAAUUAUUUUCUAAAGUCUGCUUCACUGGCUUACUACAGAGCAGGGGCCUUUAACAUCACCAUCUCUGAAGAGCUUGCUACUACUUUUAGCUUAAAUACCUCCCUACUCAAAUAUUUUGUCUCUGAGAUGUCUCUGAGUCAGGCAGCAGCAUGCCCAGUGCUGCUGAAGCUGAUGGCCACAUUACCUCCUGCAGUCAGUUUAAACACAGACAGAUGUGUCCUACAGAUCACUGGCUUUGUAGAAGUGUUUGCUGCUCUGCCAAAUUCAACCACCCAGCACAUCUUUAAAGGGAAUCUAACAGCCAGUACCAGAGCCAAUUUGACAAUAAACAAACAGAAGUUGAUUAUCUCAUUACUUCUGAAGAGGUUCCAGUUCUCCCUACUGCACUCCAGUCUUGGCUUCCCUGAGCAGAAGUCAGUGGUGGAGAAUUUUCUGUCGUAUGCUUUACGGAGAGUAGUAAUCCCAGUAAUCAAUGAUAAACUAGGAAAAGGAUUUCCUCUUCUUAACUUGACCCACACUAGCCUGACUGGACCUGCAAUAAAAAUGAAUCAGGGUUAUAUGGUUAUUUCCACUGAUGUUCACUACCAACCAGAGGACAGGGAAGAUGAGGACCUCCACAGCCACUCCUGAUGUCCUUUUUCUUCUAAAGAAUAAUAAGAGAAAAAUGUAGUUUUCCUUCUGUUGGCUCGUAGGGAGUAGAUGCUGUAACAUUAGAAGCAUGGCUUUUCAUCACUAUUUUUAGUGUUUUAGUAAAACUUUUUAAGCAUUUUUCACAAAGUGAAUGUGUUGGUUUUUAGUACAGUGAGUGUAGCUAACUGUUAUUGAUGCUCUGGAAAACUUGUUGCAGUCUGAUCCGAAGCAGCAACUGGUUCCUUUCAGUAGAGUUAUAGACACCACAUUUUGUUAAUUUUAGGAACAAGUUCUUGCAUUGUUCAAUUUAUCUCCAUUAGCGUUAGCAAAAUUUUAUGUAUGGAGUGAGAUCUUAUUCUUUGUAAGCGUUUCACAAUUUGUCCCUUUGUAACUGGAUACCAAGAGUGGGAAGAAAUGUAUAAAAUCCAGUUAAUUGCCAUAUAGUUACAGAAUCAUAUAAUCUAGUCCAGACACUGGCUCAAAACAGGACUAAUUAUAUGAGGUUAUUGAGCACUGUGUCCAGUCAAGACUUGAACGCCUUCAAGGAUGGAGAUUCCACAGUCUCUCCAGGCAAUCUGUUCCACUGUUUAACUCCCUUCAGAAUAAUUUUUUUUCCUAAUAUCAAAUCAGCAUUUCCCAUGUUCCAACUUGUUCUGUGGCCUUUUGUACUUUCACCACACACUUCCAAAAUGAGACUGACUCCAUUUUCUCUGUAGUCUCUGAUCAAAACAUUGCAGGCAACAAAAUGGCCUUUCAAGCCCUCUCUUCUCCAAGCUGAACAGGCCUAAUCUCUCAGACUCUCCUUGUAGUUCACAUUCUCAAGCCUCCUCAAGAACCUGCACCUGCUGGUGCAGUCCAGAGGACAAGCCUUGCUAGUAAAAGCAGCCUUUUCUGUAUCUUUUGUCACUAGUCCCCCAUCUUACUGAGCAAUAAGCCCAUCUUCUGCUAUAAAUGUACUUAGGGAAACCUUUCCUGUUGCACUUUGGCUUUCCUGACUUUAUUCCUAUAUGUGCAAACAAGAUCUUUGUGUUCCUUCCAAGUAUCUGGUCUCGAUUUCCAUCUUCUGUAUGCUUCCUUUUUAUGUUUGAGCUCACUCAGGAGCUCCAAGUUCAUCCAUCGUGGCUUUCUGCCACAAUUGCUCAACUGUCUGAACAUUGUAAUGGACUAUUCGUAUGCUCUGAGGCGGCUGCCCUUGAAGAUUAGCCAGCUCUUCUUGGCCUCUGCUCUCCAGGGCAAUUUCCCACAUAUCCUGCCAAGCAGGUCCCUGUAAUCUUCUCAUCUGAAGUCUAUGGUUGUAAUUCUGUUCUUUGUCUUGCUGCUCCUCUCAGGAUCUGAAAAUCCACAGUUUCAUGCUCACUGCAGCCAAGGCUGUCCUUGGCUUCUAUAUCAUCCAGCAGUUGUUCCUUGUUUGUGAGUCGCUGUACCUCUUCGAGGGUAUCAAUCUCCA
Molecule: messenger RNA, 3629 nt
Organism: Neopelma chrysocephalum (saffron-crested tyrant-manakin)
Lineage: Eukaryota; Metazoa; Chordata; Aves; Passeriformes; Pipridae
Product: BPI fold-containing family C protein-like
Exons: 17
Coding region: 677-2182 (501 amino acids)
Molecular function (GO): lipid binding
Source: RefSeq, a predicted model, not a curated record